Cylindrotheca closterium is the source of this 1140-nucleotide messenger RNA. The record is from the annotation of a GenBank genome assembly. Lineage: Eukaryota; Bacillariophyta; Bacillariophyceae; Bacillariales; Bacillariaceae.
AUGGCCAAGGGAGAUGCCUCUUGGCACACAAUCAAAGAAGCCUUGGGUUGGAACUGGGGAGCGACAACAAAGACAUUGCAAUUGAAAGAGAAACGAGUGAGCAAGGCCCUGUCACUCCUGGGCGAGGUCAUGGAUUGCAAACGCGUCUCCCUGAAACGAUGGCAGCAGGUGUUAGGAGUCUUACGAAGCCUGCAGCCAGGAAUGUCGGGCAGUGAGGGACAUUUCUCCCUGCUGCAGGAUGCACUGAUUCGACAGGUGGAUUGUAGGGUGCGGUUGACUCCUGAGGUCCGUGAGCAACUGGAAAUCUUCCAAGAUUUUCUUCAUGGCCAUGCGAAGCGCCCCACAACACUUGAAGAACUGGUACCAGGCGUUGACUUACAUGUUGGCGCUUGCGAUGCGGCAAAGUCGGGAAGGGGAGGAGUGUGGUUCACAGACGAUGGAGAGGCCAUCGUCUGGCGCGAACCAUAUCAAGAAGCAGUGAAAAAAGAGGUUAUUUCAGAUCACAAUCUGACAGGAAAACUUACCAACUCAGACUUGGAGCUGGAAGGCACCGUUCUCCAUCAUUUUGUCCUUGGAAAGACCGCCCAGGUGGAAGGCAAAACCACUUAUACUGGCUGUGAUAACACACCAGCAGUGUCGUGGCGCACAAAAGGAUCGUCCACCUCUCGAAAGGCAAGAGCAAGAAUAUUACGGUUAGCGGCAGGAUUACAGCGGGAACAAAGAGCACAUCAUCGUAUUGGUCACUUAUCUGGAACGAACAAUCGAAUGGCCGACGAUGCUAGCCGACUGUGGCACCUGUCUGACGCCGAAUUUAUCUCAUAUUUUAAUUGCACGUAUCCACAGAUCAACUCUUGGCAACUGUACAGGAUGUCAAACGCCAUGAACUCCUUGAUGACAUCCGUGCUGUUGAACUCGGAAUCGAACGCAGAGUCUGUCCUUCAAGAGUUGCAAAGGCACACUCUGUCUGGACCACAUGGGUUGCCUUCUGCGACAGCCUCACCCUCGACCCAGGAUUGUCAGCGGUCAACGAUCCCUUGCUCAUCAUCCUCCUCUUUGGAACCCAAAGGCGACGUGGAAAAAUUGCCGGGCCAACAGCUAGUAACAACUGUCAGCCCAAAAACAUCAUUGAAACUCUUUUAG